This is a messenger RNA of Alternaria triticimaculans, 375 nucleotides long. RefSeq lists its product as uncharacterized. Bases 1 to 375 code for a protein of 124 amino acids. The transcript is spliced from 2 exons. The record is from RefSeq and is a predicted model, not a curated record. NCBI's taxonomy places the organism in Eukaryota, Fungi, Ascomycota, Dothideomycetes, Pleosporales, Pleosporaceae.
AUGGCAAGCCAACGAUUAUCAGCUUCCUCCGACACUGCGGAUGUCCUUAACUCCCAUCCUAACCUCAGCAUCGUUGUUGAUGCAGAACGCGAAGCAUAUGCCGCGUGGGGCUUAGGCACGUCCAGUCUGUGGCAUGUGCUGGGUAGUAUACCUGGUACGAGCAAGUUGAGCAAAGAGGGCAUUAGUGUGAGGCCGACUGAGAGUGGGAGUCGGUGGCAGACGGCGGGCAAUUUUGGGGUUGAUGCGCAGGGGGUUGUGAGAUGGAGUAGGGUUGAUGGGAGGGCGGAUGAUAUGCCGGAUUUUGAGGAGGGGGUGGAUAAGGUGCGCGAGGGGAGGUUUGAGACGGGGGGUUUUGCUGAGGCUAUGCAGGGUUGA